ACGUGGGAAAAUGGCGGAGGUAGAAAGUGGGAACUCGUCGGGAGAAGAGAUGGAGGUGAUAGAAGCCGAUGGUGACGAUGAAGGCAUCGAUGAUAGAACACAUAAGACAGGAGAGACGAAUGUGUAUCUUCCGGGUGGAAACAUGGAUGAAGGGGAAGAACUUGUCAGGGACGAAUCGGCAUAUGUUAUGUACCAUCAAGCUCAAACAGGCGCCCCAUGUUUAAGUUUUGACAUCUUGAGGGACAAUCUUGGCGACUCUCGCACGCAGUUCCCUUACACCUGCUUCAUCGUGGCUGGGACGCAAGCCGAAAAGGCGCACCUCAACAACGUGAUUGUUAUGAAGAUGAGUAAUUUGCAUAAAACGUGUAAAGAAGAUAAAGAGGAAGAUGAUGAAGACAGCGAGAGUAGUGAUGAUGAGGAGGAGGAAGAAGAGAAGCCGGAGUUGGAAACAACAACACUGCGACACAUGGGAACAGUUAACAGAAUUAGGAAUACUGUUAUUAAUGACAUACCAUUAGCAGCCACGUGGUCUGAAAAAGGGAGUGUCCAUAUCUGGGAUCUAAAGCAACACGUUGAUGCGUUGGAAGACAGCGCAUUAUUGGCUCGAAUCACUAAACAUGAUAAUACAAAACCAUUGUUUACAUUCAGUGGCCACCAGACUGAAGGAUUCGCUGUGGACUGGUCACCGACUGUUGUUGGUAAACUUGCCACCGGUGAUUGUAAAAAGAAUAUCCAUAUAUGGAACCCGACUGACGACGGAAGCUGGCAUGUUGAUCAACGACCAUAUAUAGCGCAUACUGACUCAGUGGAAGAUAUACAGUGGUCUCCCAAUGAAAAUACAGUGUUUGCAUCUUGCUCAGUGGAUAAAACUAUACGUGUGUGGGACUGCCGAGCGGCACCGAAUAAAGCUUGUAUGCUGACAACCACAGCCCAUGAUAGUGAUGUCAAUGUCAUCAGCUGGAAUCGGAAAGAACCAUUCAUCCUGUCUGGCGGGGAUGAUGGCUUGAUCAAAGUGUGGGACCUAAGACAAUUCCAGAAAGGAAAACCGGUGGCCAAAUUUAAACACCACACUGCACCAAUCACAUCUGUUGAGUGGCACCAUGCAGACAGCACAGUGUUUGCAGCAUCGGGAGCUGACAACCAAAUGACGCUGUGGGAUUUGGCAGUCGAGAAGGACGAGGAAACCACAACAUCGGGUGGAGGAAAUUCCUCACAGGUGGAUGUGCCACCGCAGUUAUUGUUUAUUCACCAGGGACAAAUGGACAUAAAGGAACUUCACUGGCACCAACAGUUACCGGGGGUGAUUAUAAGUACGGCUCAGGACGGUUUUAAUAUAUUUCGGACUAUCAGUGUGUAG
Saccoglossus kowalevskii is the source of this 1357-nucleotide messenger RNA. Its product is annotated as glutamate-rich WD repeat-containing protein 1-like. Gene Ontology annotation, cellular component: nucleolus. The record is from RefSeq and is a predicted model, not a curated record. Gene Ontology annotation, biological process: ribosome biogenesis. Gene Ontology annotation, molecular function: protein binding. NCBI's taxonomy places the organism in Eukaryota, Metazoa, Hemichordata, Enteropneusta, Harrimaniidae.